Molecule: messenger RNA, 1460 nt
Organism: Leptidea sinapis
Lineage: Eukaryota; Metazoa; Arthropoda; Insecta; Lepidoptera; Pieridae
Exons: 5
Coding region: 336-1283 (315 amino acids)
Molecular function (GO): RNA binding
Source: RefSeq, a predicted model, not a curated record
AUUUACUGUAUACUACGAUGUUCAUCGUAUCGAUAGCAACAUUGCGACUGCACAACACUAUGAAACCAAUAUUUAGCAUAUUUUUCUAAAAAAUUGCUAUAAUAUGUGAUAUGAGUUUAUUUAUUAUAAGUUAUAACUCCUGACUAGCUAAAUACGGAAACCUUAUGCAUUUAUUUAAAAUUAUAGCAUUUUCUUAUUUCAACUACUAGCAUCCAUCAUCAUGAAAAAAAUUCAAGUCAACAGACAACAGAUUACAAAGUUUUAGCUAGAAAAUGAUGUAGAAUUUCUAAAAAUUCAGAAGUAAUCAUUGUUCCAAAAAAUCUGCCUUGUACUGCAUGACGAGAAAAACAAAAAAAAUAGAAACUAUGGAUAUUGGUCUUUUUAAUAGUGCAGCUCCUAAGAAGCAACAAAAAAUCUUAUUGAAUAAAAAAAAUAUACGAAAAACGAUUGAGGAAGAUAAGAACAAAGACCUCAGCAAAGAAAAAGUAACAUUAAAGAAAAUAAAGAAGCAGCCACCAACAACACUAGACUAUAAUCACUUAGUCGAGAAAACUAAACAUGUUUUAAAACAAACCAGCAAAAUGAAGAAUGACACAAGUAAAGAUAAGGUUUCUGUAGGUUUCCGUCAGCCUGACAUGAAAAUACAGAAAUCUGAACAUGUGGAGAGAAAAAUAAAGUCCAGGACUGGCAUGAAAUCUGCCAUUGCACAGCCCUAUGAAGAUAAAAAUCUGAGUGUAAUCAAAAAAGAGAAGAAACAAUCUGAUUUAGAAGUUACGAAUGAGCUAACUAAUUCUAAUAAUAAUACUUCAAGUUAUAGAGACACUGUUAUGAAACUAAAUAAGGCAUAUUUAAUUAACCAGGCAAGCAAUGACAGUAAAUCUCAUAAGAAAAAGCCAACUAAGCUUAAAGAAUUAGAUAAGCGAGCAGCAGUAGUUGUAAAGAAUUUGCCAGCAUCUCUUAUACUAAACUACAAUCAAGCGUUGGUUAAACAUUUUUCAAAGUAUGGAGAGGUGAAAUGGGUCAGUAUUGCAGACAUGAAUGUAGCUGACUUCCCUAAUCAAAAGUUUAGGGCAACUGUAUUCUUUGACUCCACAGAAGCAUCUACCGAGGCCUUGAAGGAAAAUAAUUCUUUAUUUGAGGGUAAUUUAAUAAGUGUGGAGCAACACAAACUGAGGAUAAAAAGGAAGGCAAAUGCAGACUUGGACAAGAAUAAAGGAUUGCUUCCUAAAAAGAAGAAAAAAAGGAAAGCUGUGAAUGAAAACUCUGAUGUUACAAUGACAUAAUAAGAAUGAAGAAGAGACUGCAUAAUAUUACAAACUAUUGUCUGGAUAUUGUUUAUAAUGAGAAUAAUAUAAGGAAUACGCCAGGAAAAAGAUACCCCAGAAUGUAUAAAAUUGUUAAAUAUUCGUGUGCACCCAUGUGUUUAUUACAAUAAAAUUAUUUGUUUUAAUAAAUAGAAA